This is a messenger RNA of Cynara cardunculus var. scolymus (artichoke), 1656 nucleotides long. RefSeq names its product protein S-acyltransferase 8-like. Gene Ontology annotation, biological process: protein targeting to membrane; peptidyl-L-cysteine S-palmitoylation. NCBI's taxonomy places the organism in Eukaryota, Viridiplantae, Streptophyta, Magnoliopsida, Asterales, Asteraceae. The record is from RefSeq and is a predicted model, not a curated record. Gene Ontology annotation, molecular function: protein-cysteine S-palmitoyltransferase activity. The transcript is spliced from 5 exons. Gene Ontology annotation, cellular component: endoplasmic reticulum; Golgi apparatus. The coding region runs from base 297 to 1520 and encodes 407 amino acids.
CUUCUUUAAGCUUUGACACAGACUGUUGUUGUUGUGUGAUGAUGUGCAUACCAAACAACACACAGCUUAUCAUUAUGAUUUCCCAUGACCUUCUCCAUUAGAAAACCGCCAUCUCAGAUCCUAAACGACGACCUGCAAAAACCCUUUUACCCCUCUCUUCUCAAUUUACUUUCUUUAUUAUAUUUUACACAGAUUUGUCUCUUUCUCCGAUUAUGAGCUGUAAUCAGCUCCGCAUAUUCGACUCUCUACCCGCUUAAUUGUCUUGUUUUCCGAAUUGGGGUUUUCGUUUUUCUUACAUGGCGAAGAGGGUGUACGAAGUCUGGAAAGGAAGAAAUAAGUUCUUUCUUGGAGGAAGGUUGAUUUUUGGCCCAGACGCCAGGUCUCUGCCUGCCACUGUAUUGCUGAUUAUUGUUCCAGUUAUAACAUUUUGUAUAUUUGUUGGAAGACAUCUUCGGCAUGAGUUCUCAUCAUACAGUGCAGGAUAUGCAGUCAUUGUGGCAGCAAUCAUCUUUACGAUCUAUGUACUGGUGCUGCUUCUUCUUACUUCAUCCCGAGACCCUGGGAUUGUUCCUCGUAACUCACAUCCGCCGGAGGAAGAGUUACGAUACGACAAUUCAGCAUCACAUGAAAUUGGUGGAAGACAAACACCAAGCCUACAGUUCCCUAGAACCAAAGAGGUUAUGGUUAACGGAAUUUCUGUUAGGGUUAAGUACUGCGACACGUGCAUGCUUUACCGACCCCCGCGUUGCUCUCAUUGUUCUGUUUGUAACAAUUGUGUGGAGCGGUUUGAUCACCACUGCCCUUGGGUAGGCCAAUGCAUCGGAUUGCGGAAUUAUCGGUUCUUCUUUUUAUUUGUGUCGUCAGCAACACUUAUUUGCAUAUAUGUAUUCUCGAUGUCGGCUUUCUACAUCAAGGUUCUGAUGAACGAUUAUCAGAGCACAGUGUGGAAGGCGAUGAAAGAAUCUCCGGCAUCCGUAGCUCUGAUGGCUUAUUGUUUUAUUUCACUGUGGUUUGUCGGUGGACUCACGGGGUUUCAUCUGUACCUUAUAAGUUCAAACCAGACGACGUAUGAAAACUUCCGAUACAGAGCAGACAACAGGUACAAUGUUUAUAAUCGGGGGUGUGUAAACAAUUUUCUAGAAGUAUUCUGCACAAAGAUAAAACCAUCACGGAACAAGUUUCGAGCAGUUGUGCAAGAAGAGGUGCAACGGGUGGGUUGUCGGGAGGAGGAGGCACAGUCGGGUCCUGAGGAUCGACGUAUGAAAGUAGAGGACGAUGUGGAUAUCGGAGGGGACCUGUUAAAGAUGUCACAACGUCAUAACAUUGAAGAUAUUGAAUCAGAUAUAAGAAGCAGAGGAGGAAGUGAACAGCAGCAGCAGCAGCAGCAGCAUAAUCAUGGUGAUUCAGUUGCAGGAGAGAGACGUCGGCAAUCGAGUUGGGAUUUUUCACCAGAAGUGGUUGCUAUGAAUUCAUCAAACCAACCCUCAAAUGAUACAACAACAGUAAGUAAAUUGAGGUGAAUGAGAUUGUGGAGCCAUGAAUCCAUUUUUUUGGGAAUGAAUUACUGUUGGUUGGUUGGUUGAUUUUGAUUGAUGAAUGAAUGAAUGUAUUGGGUUGAAUUUGUGUGAUUGGAAAUGGAAUGGUGUGUUAUGAUGA